This is a messenger RNA of Aspergillus pseudonomiae, 369 nucleotides long. RefSeq lists its product as uncharacterized. Lineage: Eukaryota; Fungi; Ascomycota; Eurotiomycetes; Eurotiales; Aspergillaceae. The record is from RefSeq and is a predicted model, not a curated record. The transcript is spliced from 2 exons. The coding region runs from base 1 to 369 and encodes 122 amino acids.
AUGGUUUUCAUGAAUGACUCUGGAGAGAACAACAUUGGCAAAAUACGAGCCCUUAUUUCGCAGGAUCGGCACGAGAUUUUUCUGACGUUUGCUGAAUAUGAUCAUAAGUACCUUGCAUAUCUCAAGAACAAACCAUUCCAGCUUGAACCGUCCGAGACUGGAAAAUCCCAGAACAAAGCGUCAGGGCACGAACUGUCUGCACAUCAAACACCUGAUACUGGAGCCUCAUCCUUCCUGACCAUGCACCAGUAUGGUCCAUGGGAUACCCAACAGCGAUCAAAUAUGGCAGGAUUGGGUCCGAUCCUUCUUGCUAUAUCGCUUUACGCUGAAGGUGAAAUCCAAGCUAAAAAGAGAUCUCAACGCAAGUGA